This is a messenger RNA of Trypanosoma brucei brucei TREU927, 561 nucleotides long. Its product is annotated as ADP-ribosylation factor 6, putative. Gene Ontology annotation, molecular function: GTPase activity; GTP binding. Gene Ontology annotation, cellular component: cytoplasm; microtubule cytoskeleton. The record is from RefSeq and is a predicted model, not a curated record. Gene Ontology annotation, biological process: protein folding. The transcript has a single exon. The coding region runs from base 1 to 561 and encodes 186 amino acids. NCBI's taxonomy places the organism in Eukaryota, Euglenozoa, Kinetoplastea, Trypanosomatida, Trypanosomatidae.
AUGGGUUUACUAUCGAUCAUCCGCAAAACGAAGCGGAAAGAGCGCGAGAUGCGCAUUCUGAUGCUUGGAUUAGACAACGCAGGGAAGACGACGUGUGUGAAGAAGUUUUGUGGUAAAGACACGAGUUCGAUUAGUCCGACACUUGGGUUCCAAAUCACCGCCUUCUCCCUAAAUGGGUGCACAUUGAACAUAUGGGAUGUUGGUGGUCAGCAGUCACUCCGCAGUUACUGGCGAAAUUACUUCGAGAGCACUGAUGGGUUAAUAUGGGUGGUGGAUAGCAACGACGUUGCUCGUUUGGAUGACUGCAGGCGAGAACUCCACACACUAUUACAGGAAGAACGGCUUGCCGGCGCUAGCCUGCUUAUCCUUCUAAACAAACAGGAUCUAUCAGGUGCCCUUCCUCCCGGAGAGAUUGAACGACACCUUGGAAUUGACAUUAUCCGCAAGGGAAAACGACACGUUUAUCUGUGCGCGUGUAGUGCGAAGACAGGUGCUGGCCUGUUGCAGGGAAUGGAGUGGAUUGUACAGGAUGUAUCCAGUAGAAUGUAUUUUGCGGGGUAG